AUGUUAAAAAAAUCCACGCGAGUAAAUAAUAACAAAAUUGAUCCAGCAUCUUCACAAACUGGUUCACACCCUCUUCCUCAUCACACGCAAGUUGACCAUCAAGACAACUUCAAGAAUAUCCCAUCGACUUCAUCUAAAUCCGGCUCGAAAUGCAGCGUAUCACGAUGUUUGUGCAUUCAGUUAUUGGUUCUGUUGGGCCUGUUGGUGCUGACAGCUAUCAUUAUUCCCAUUGUAGUAUUAAUAUUAGAGAAUCAAUCGUCAACAUCACCCUGCGCUGUAACAUAUUCUCAGAGUUUUACUGCCUUUACAACUCAAGCAGCUCAAUGUACAGCAUGGCAGCAGUUCGCUGCAAGUUUGACUUGUACGAGCUAUUCAAAAAUGCGAAUCUAUGGUUCGAACGAUCCAGUUGGCAUCACAGUUACUGAUCCAAAUACUGUCACUGCUCUAGCAGUUGCCUUACGCUAUAAUACUGCAAUGGCCCUGACUUAUAAUGGAAUAGCCUGGCGUAUAUGGCCAUGCAGCAGUGGUUAUGAAAUCACUUCAUCGGGAUCUGCGUGUAGCUGUACAACAGGUUACUAUACAAUAAGACCAUGUCCUUGGAUUAAUGGAUAUUGGGGUGGUAUCGCCUCGGCGUCAUGCAAUGCAGCAUCGCAAACAAUGUCACUAUCUUUUGAAUGA
This is a messenger RNA of Adineta ricciae, 678 nucleotides long. NCBI's taxonomy places the organism in Eukaryota, Metazoa, Rotifera, Eurotatoria, Adinetida, Adinetidae. The record is from the annotation of a GenBank genome assembly.